UGUCCCUUUACAGCUGACGCUUUCGCCAUCUUGACAUGAACAUAAACAUUGAUGCCCUCUGAUCAGUUAUCGUAUCAUAAGCUCUGAACACCGCAAAUUGACAGCGUAGUGCCAAAACAGACUUAAUAGCGUGUUGCGACGUCGUGAGAACACGAUCUAGAUGUUUAGAAGAUCACUGCGCACAUAGCUGAACAUACAUGUUUGUAUAAUGUGUGUCUCUUGAGCACCUGAAUGAGGGAUGGGAGACGCGGGAGGACCCCCGUCCGCAGACUGAGGGUGAGAGAGCCUUACUGUAGGUUAAAGUGUGGAUAUGGACCAGGACUAUGAAAGACGCCUGUUAAGGCAAAUUAACCACCAGAAUGUCCCAGAGGGCCACCUGUCCAAGUCAGGGUAUGCAUCAUGCAGUCCCGUUACUGUCAAAUCAGGAGACAGAUUCAUCCCCACCCGUGCCGGGAGCAACUGGAGCAUAAACUUCCACUAUGCGAAUGAGAACUGUUGGUCACCCAAUCAGAAUCAGCGGUCAAAGGAUGCCGGUACAGACACGGGGAAAGAUGCUGUGGCGUAUGCUGCACUGUUGAGGAAUGAGCUGUUGGGAGCAGGAAUUGAAACUGUGCAUGACCCUCACACAGAUGACCGUCGACACACCAUACUCACACAGGACACACACAGCCUCUUCAGGUACACUAUCCACACAAAGAGAGUGCCUUUUGACAAUGAGAUCUCCCCAUACUCCCUCUCACCUCUCAGUAAUAAAAGUCACAAACUAUUGCGUUCACCUCGAAAGCCGGCACGCAAGAUUUCUAAGAUCCCAUUUAAGGUUCUUGAUGCACCAGAGUUGCAGGAUGACUUCUACCUCAAUCUGGUGGACUGGUCAGCUGGAAAUCUCUUGAGUGUUGGUUUGGGGGCUUGUGUUUAUCUGUGGAGUGCCUGCACCAGUCAGGUGACAAGGUUGUGUGACUUAUCAGUGGACGGAGACUCUGUGACAUCGGUGUGUUGGAAUGAAAGGGGAGGUUUGGUGGCUGUAGGGACCCAUAAGGGAUUCGUACAGAUUUGGGAUGCAGCCGGAGGGAGAAAGUUGACCAGUCUCGAGGGACAUUCAGCACGCGUAGGGGCUCUUGCCUGGAAUGGGGAGCAGCUGUCGUCGGGUAGCCGGGACAGAGUGAUUCUGCAGAGGGAUGUAAGGACACCACCCCCUGUGGAGAGACGCCUUCAAGGUCACAGGCAGGAAGUGUGUGGCCUGAAGUGGUCACCUGACCAUCAGCACCUCGCUUCUGGAGGAAAUGAUAACAAGUUACUUGUGUGGAACAGCUCCAGUUUGCUACCCAUCCAGCAGUACAGCGAUCACCUGGCGGCAGUAAAGGCCAUCGCUUGGUCUCCUCACCAGCACGGCUUGCUGGCCUCCGGAGGAGGAACGGCCGACCGCUGCCUUCGCUUCUGGAACACUCUAACCGGCCAGGCAUUACAGAGUACAGAUACCGGCUCGCAGGUCUGCAACCUCGCCUGGUCCAAACAUGCCAACGAACUGGUCAGCACACAUGGCUACUCUCAGAAUCAGAUCCUGGUGUGGAAAUACCCAUCACUCACACAGGUGACCAAGCUCACAGGACAUUCGUACCGAGUGCUGUACUUGGCGGUGUCUCCAGAUGGUGAGGCUAUCGUAACAGGAGCAGGAGACGAGACGCUGAGGUUCUGGAAUGUCUUCAGCAAAACACGCUGCACCAAGGAAUCCAAAUCAGUGUUGAACCUCUUCACCAGGAUACGGUAAUUAACCCCUGGAAGGAAUCCAUCCAAUGAUAAUCGCGUGAAACAAAAGAAAGCCUUGAACUCGCUCUUACUGUGUAUGUGCGUCAAUUCUAGACCCUCCAGCAGAGGGAGACAGACCCCGGCAUCACCUCCACUCUCACUUUUUUACUGAGCUGAUUUUUCUUUUAAACCCCGUCUUUCACUAAAGCUGUAUGCCCAAUGAAUUAGGGCUCAUUGUUUACGUUACAGUCUGGUCAUUUCUUAUUACUGUACAUUGUGGAUGUCCAAACAGAUGUGCUAUUGUAUAAGUAGAAGUAUUAAUAGAGAAAUUAACCUAUAUGACCUAUAUUGUCAUAUCAUGUCAGUAGUCAUGAGGUUAUACAGAAAUGGCUUGUUAUGAGAAUUUCAAUAUUUUAUAUGUGUGUCUAA
Triplophysa rosa is the source of this 2172-nucleotide messenger RNA. RefSeq names its product fizzy/cell division cycle 20 related 1b (gene fzr1b). Bases 311 to 1765 code for a protein of 484 amino acids. Gene Ontology annotation, biological process: positive regulation of anaphase-promoting complex-dependent catabolic process; positive regulation of ubiquitin protein ligase activity; anaphase-promoting complex-dependent catabolic process. The record is from RefSeq and is a predicted model, not a curated record. Gene Ontology annotation, molecular function: protein binding; ubiquitin ligase activator activity; anaphase-promoting complex binding. Lineage: Eukaryota; Metazoa; Chordata; Actinopteri; Cypriniformes; Nemacheilidae. The transcript has 15 exons. Gene Ontology annotation, cellular component: anaphase-promoting complex.